AUGGCUGAUUUUGGAGAGAUCCUCAGGAACAUUGGAGAAUUCGGAUUAUUCCAGAAGGUCACUCUGGUUGCACUUUGCUUUACAAAUAUCACUCAGGCUUUUGUUUUGGCAAGUUUUCUUUUCAUAGAGACGAAUCCAGAUCGACACUGUAACACAGACUGGAUCCUGGGUCUGGAUCCAAACCUGACCACAGAUGAGCAGCUGAACCUGACUCUGCCCAGGGAGGCAGAUGGAACCUUCAGCAGGUGUCAGAUGUUCGUCCCUGUAGACUGGGACAUCGAUGCCAUCAGGGAGUUUGGACUCAACAAGACCAUGAGCUGCCAGAAUGGAUGGGUCUACAAAAGCACACUGUACAAGGCCACCAUAGUCACUGAUUUUAAUCUAGUUUGUGACAAAGCUAAUUUGGUGGAAAUAAUUCAAGCAGUUUACAUGGUUGGAGUUCUUACUGGUUGUCUCAUAUUUGGACCUCUGGCUGAAUCGUUUGGGCGGAAACGGGCAACUCAAGUUCCAGUCAUUAUCAUGUUUACAUUUGUGUUGACAACAGGGUUUUGCCCUAAUGUGUAUUUAUAUUUCGUCUCCAUGUUCUGUGUGGGAAUUGGAAGUGGUGGCUAUCGAGUCAACUGCAUCGUACUGUCCACUGAGUGGAUCGGUGUAUCCAAACGGUCAUUGGGGGUUUGUAUGACUCGGCUCUUUGCCUCCAUUGGACAAUGUGCCCUCGCUGGUGUGAUCUACUUGAUCAGAGACUGGAGACUGGCUCAGAUUGUCACAGCAGUUCCACUUGCAGUGAUUUUAAUUUACAUUUGGUUUAUUCCAGAGUCAGCCAGGUGGCUGUUGAACAGAGGUAGAACAGAAGAGGCAAAACAGCUGAUAAUGAAGGCAGCAGCCAUCAACAAACGCACAGUCCCAGACUCUCUGCUCGACAAUAUUGCAGUGAAAGAAACUGUGAACAAUGGAAGCAUUAAAAUCAUUUUCAGAUCACAUCUGAAAAGAUAUUUCUUCAUUUUAUCACUGUCUUGGUUUUCAGUGAAUGUCCUCUUCUUCUGCUUGUACUUCAAUAUGGCAAACUUGGGCUUGAAUGUUUUCCUGACACAGUUCAUAUUUGGUGCUGUUGAAAUACCUGCUCAUAUACUUUGCAUUUGGCUGUCGGAGGUGUUUGGAAGAAAACCACUGUUCAUACUAACACUCCUUACUGCAGGGCUCUCUAGUAUACUGAUCUUAGCUGUUCCUCAAGGGUGUGGCAUCGCUGUUACAUCUCUAGCUGCUGUUUCACGCUUUUUCCUUAUCUGGGCUGGUUCUGUAUGUGUUGUGUUGGUGCAGGAGCUGUUUCCGACAACUGUUCGACAAACAGCCACAGCGUUAAGCCUCAUAUCAGCCAGAACAGGGGGAAUAGUGGCUCCACUGCUCAACAUCACAGCCAUGUACCACUGGAUCAUACCCAUACUGGUCUCCAGCAGCCUCACCUUUAUCAGUGGUGGUCUUGGUUUUAUGCUUCCUGAGACCAGGAGGAGAGAGCUUCCUGAUUCCAUUGAUGAGGCCGAGGGCAACAGGUAAAU
Molecule: messenger RNA, 1553 nt
Organism: Sphaeramia orbicularis (orbiculate cardinalfish)
Lineage: Eukaryota; Metazoa; Chordata; Actinopteri; Kurtiformes; Apogonidae
Product: solute carrier family 22 member 13-like
Exons: 9
Coding region: 1-1551 (516 amino acids)
Biological process (GO): transmembrane transport
Cellular component (GO): membrane
Molecular function (GO): transmembrane transporter activity
Source: RefSeq, a predicted model, not a curated record